AUGCGGCGCACAGAUCGUCGCCUGCGUUCGAACGAUGAGAAGCUUCCCCUCGUCCCAGCAGGCACGUCAAAUUUCGGUACGUUCCUACAACUUGACAACUCGGCAACAGCAGAUCUUGCACAGACAAUAUUCGGCACGAUGGGCGAGCUUGCGGGCAUUGUCCCAGAAGCGCUUACCCACGCCAUUCGCCGUGGUGGCGCCAAGGAUGGCUUGGAAAUAGCAGAACUUUACGCGGGUCACGAGGAUGAACCUGUCAAUUUACACAAGUCCAAGCUCCCUGAUCUCCCGGUUAGUUCUCGAACUAGAGGGGCCCAAUUUCCUGAAUCACCACAUCACAAGCUUACGGCAGUCGAACUUAAUGAGCGCAUCGACGAAUACAUUAUGGCUCACACUGAGGAGGUUCCCUUAGUAAGAAGUGUUGACUUCUUCAUUGGUCCUGGUCCGACUACGGCCACCGACCUUCAACAGUACCAGAACUUUGGAGCUCGCAUUGGUUGCAUUGUGUUUGAACUCCACAAGGCAGAAUCCAUCGAGGUUCAAGAUGGUACGCUUUCUACAGAACCAACUAAUGACCAAUUUCUUCCACAUGUUGAUGAGACAACGCUUCCGGAGGAAGAAACUCUAUCUCUGCAACAUGCAGACACUCUUAUUGAUGAUCAUUUACAACUUGACACUGACGAUUCCGAUGACGACGCUCUCGAUCUUGGGCUGUCCGCUUCACAGGACGAGAGACAGUUGCGAGCUGAGCAUCAAAAGAAAGUGGCAGAGUGGGAAGAGGGUCGUCCUUGGCAAGUUCUCUUCGAGGAAGUCGAGAAGAUCAUCAAUAGAGGCUCAGCGGGACAAUCGAAAGAUGUCUUCACGACUGAUGAGAUUGACGACUUCGUUACUGAUGUCUUUGAACCUUCCGUUACUUCCUCCAUCGACACAGAACAUGAAGCAUGUUUCAAUUUAGCGCCAUGGAGUUUCUUACCUUCUUCGCAAGCGACAAGGUCACAAACAACAGAAGCAUCAUAG
This is a messenger RNA of Exophiala bonariae, 1014 nucleotides long. RefSeq lists its product as uncharacterized. Lineage: Eukaryota; Fungi; Ascomycota; Eurotiomycetes; Chaetothyriales; Herpotrichiellaceae. The transcript is spliced from 2 exons. The record is from RefSeq and is a predicted model, not a curated record. The coding region runs from base 1 to 1014 and encodes 337 amino acids.